Molecule: messenger RNA, 969 nt
Organism: Yarrowia lipolytica CLIB122
Lineage: Eukaryota; Fungi; Ascomycota; Dipodascomycetes; Dipodascales
Biological process (GO): formaldehyde catabolic process
Cellular component (GO): cytosol
Molecular function (GO): S-formylglutathione hydrolase activity
Source: RefSeq, a predicted model, not a curated record
AUGUGGGGAAGGUUCCGGAGCAAGUUGGGACAACGCAGACUACAAAUACUAAUUGCUUAUCCUUAUCAAUACCGAUAUUGCCUUCAUCCACACAUCUUCACCACACACUCCACAAUGAACACCACAGCCACUAUCAAAACGUUUGGCGGCGAGCUGCUCAAGCUCAGCCACGACUCCAAGGUCAAUGGGUGCAAGAUGGACCUCAAUGUCUUCGUGCCCCCCAAUGCCCCCGCCAAGGUCCCAGUGCUCUUCUUCCUCUCUGGCCUCACCUGCACCGGCAACAACUGUGCUGAGAAGGGCUUUUUACAUCCCUUUGCCGCCAAGCAUGGAAUCGCCAUUGUCUACCCCGACACCUCGCCACGAGGCCACAACAUCCCCGGAGAGGACGACUCGUGGGACUUUGGAUCGGGAGCAGGCUUCUACCUCAACGCCACCAAGGAGCCCUACAAGGGCAAGUACAACAUGUACCAGUACAUCUCCGAGGAGUUGCCCGCUCUGCUGUGGCAGCAGUUUCCUCAGUUUGACAAGGACAAUGUCGGUAUCACCGGCCACUCAAUGGGCGGCCAUGGUGCUCUGACCCUGUUCCUGAAGAACCCCGGCAUGUACAAGUCCGUCAGUGCAUUCUCGCCCAUCUCCAACCCCAAGAACUGCCCCUGGGGAGACAAAGCCUUCUCAGGCUACCUCAACGACAAAUCUGAAUGGGACGACUAUGACGCUUCUGAGCUCAUCAAGAAGUACAAGGGCCCCACUCCCGGCAUUCUCAUCGACUGUGGAACCGCAGAUAACUUUUACACCCAGGGCCAGCUGCUUCCUGAGAACCUCGUUGCUGCUAGCAAGGGCACCGAGUUUGAUGGCAAGGUUGAUCUGCGACUCCAGGACGGUUACGACCACUCCUAUUACUUCAUUUCCACCUUUGCCGAGGAUCACGUUAACCAUGCCGCCAAGUACCUGACUGCAUCCAAGUUGUAG